GCGGCACUCAGGGGAGCCUCACGCUCCGCGUACAGUGCGGCCAAUCCUACGGCCGAAGAUGGGCGGAGAGGAGGGACUCAUGGUGACGGAGAGAAAUAAUAACCAAUAGGAGAUCAGCACUGAGUGGCGUCAGCCCCGCAAUGGGCGCUAAGUGAGCCGCUCUGGGCUUCGGGGGGAUGCCGGGUUCGGAGUGUCAGGGGCGGGCGCCUCCUCCUGAUGAUGCUGUGCCUCAGGGAGCCCGGGACACCGGCAGUGUCUGCUGCUCCGUGUCACCUCCUGCUCCGUGUCACCAAUACCGGGGCUUCUGACGCUGGCUUGUCCGUGCACAGCUCCGUGAGGGCUCAGGGGCCUCAGGUCAAUGUGCACUCGGGCCCCGUCAGCCCCACAGUGCUGUCAGGUUCGGGCCGAGGACAGGAUCGCUUUUGACGACCUUGCAAGGGCAGAGCACCACGCUACCCAAGGAACAGCCACCAUGAACCGGCAGAGGACAGCACUUCUCACAUCUCUCCUCAUCCUUCCCAGCAUCGGUCAAGGUCACGGAACACCUUGGUGGCACGUUCUGUUUCCCUCGUUUCACUUCAAGGGAGUGGGGAGCUCCUGAGGAACCCUGUAACCUCCCUAUUGAGAGCACCAUGGAAUGUGGCUGUGGAGCUGGAAGGGGCUGUGGUAGGAGAGCAGCUCUGUAGAGUCAGCAGAAGGCAAGACAUUAACCUUUAGUUCCACCAGGACCACAGCUGGGAACAUGGAGAAGGCACUUCCUGCUGGAGAAGGUCUUGGGUUCAUCAGUGCCAGGAAACGUGGGAACCAGAAUAGAAAUGAAAAGGAAGGAAGCAAACAAGUACACAUCAUUGUGCAAUAGUGAAAUGAGAGAAGACAAAUAUUCGAAUGCAGAGAGUAACUGAACAGAAAGAGCAUGGGAAGAGAUGAAGAGGUCCAGAGGGGAGAGCAAGAGGGAUACAGAACCUCUCACUUGUUAUUCUUGUGGAUCUCGUACCCUCUUAUCUGUAAAUACCAUGCUGGUGUUGCUGUUUUCUCGUGUGGGUUGGUUUGCAGUUGAGACCUCAGCUUCAACCAGGAAGCUGAACCACUGGCUGGUGGAGCAGAGCUCCAGUGAACACCCUUUCUUCUGGAGACAUGUGUGGCUGGACUCGUGUGCCCAGCAUGGUGUGGAGGGUGGUUACUAUGGGUGCUGAUAGAAACCAAAGGAGAGGAAAUGGCAGAUGGGAGGAGGUUUUGCUCUAAGCCUGAAGAGGAAAAGCGGUGGCAGGCAGUGAGGAGCAGCAGAGAUUCCACCCACAGAGGCUGGGGAGAGAGAGGGGCCUGCACCUGCUGACUGCUCCCCUUGGUGGCAGGGGUGACACAAGCUGUGUCUGGCCUGGGAGAGACAGAGGCUCCUGGCUGAUCUCACCAGGCACCCAGCAUGGUCACCAUGAGGCUGUUGAGAAGCAUGGAGCUCUGGCAGGCCAACACCUUUCUGCCCCUGCUGCUCCUCACCUGGCUGCCAAUUGGAGCAGUCAGUCUGGAGGUACAGCCAUGCACCACUGUGCAGUUCGAGAUUUGUUUGGAAAAUCUCACGGUGCAGGUGAAGUGGUGCAAACCUGAAUGUCUGGAGGGGGAGAAUCAAACCAUCCCUGUGACUCCAGGAGAAAACUGUAUGAAUUUCACCAGCUCAAGCCCGUGUGCAGCCCACACAGGAAUCUGUGCAUGUAGGGUCUUCAUCACAAGACCAAAUUUGACAGACACUGGAAACUGCACACAAGCAGCAGUUCACUGCUGUGGCUGUGCAGAACCUCUGACUGAUGUCACAGGGAAGAUCUGGACAGGACUCAACCUCCUCCUGUGCAUCUUCCUUGGCUUAGCGGUUGGGACCCUCCUUUACAUGCCGGUAAUUGGCUUCCUGCUGUGGCAGUGCACAAGGAACAAAACAGGAGAGCUCAUGAGCAGGGAAGUGGCAGAGAGGAAUCAGGUCAAUAUGGCAGCCCCAGUGACAGGGACUGAGGACCUGACCUAUGCCAACCUGAAUUUUGGAAAGAAGGAGAGAGGACCUGCCUCCUCCAAUGUCAUUUACACUGAGAUCAAGCCAUCACAACAGAAGCAGAGUGCUGGGGAGGGCAGUGCUGCCAGCACAGAUAUGUAUGUCUCCUCCAAGGAAGAGGGCAAGUGAGGGAGGUGAGCAGCUUGUUGUCCACCUGUUGGGGUUGUCCUCCUCAAAAACAAGGUGUUUGUUCAUACAGCAGUGCAGUCUUGGUGACCAAAGACACAUUUUACCCCCGAGUGGCUGCAGAACCUUGCUUUAUGUUCCUGUGGAAGAAGCCAUGGCUAAUGGUGAGGACAUUGAGCCUGUUUUCCCCUUGCCUUCUGCGGCUCCAAACAGUGCCAAGCCUCAGCAACUCUUUCAGUCUGCACUCACUGACAGGCUCCUCUAGCUACUUGCUCCAUGUUCAGGAAUGACACUGUAUACUGUGUGGCCAGCAUGGUGUUCAGGAAGAGCUUGGUCCUGGAUGUGCUGGGUGGCAUGGCCAUGAGAAGUUCUGAAGCAAUCUUCUGGAUUUUCUCUGAAGCAGGCACCUGCUGUGAUGUGGGUUGACCUUGCUCUCAUUCACUCACUUGAAACGCAAGUGGCAAGGAUGGAAAAGCAUUGCUUGCUUCACAGAGGUGCUGCUGCAGUGAUGCACAUGGAUCUGCUUUGUACUGGGAGUGGCUCGGUGUUUUUGCUGGUGAAUACCCUUCUCAUGGAUAGAGCACUCUCUUUUGUGCCCUCUUUUUUGAUAAUGUUUAUUGUGAGUUUUUCAGUAAAACUGUGAUUCCCA
This is a messenger RNA of Cyanistes caeruleus (blue tit), 2810 nucleotides long. The record is from RefSeq and is a predicted model, not a curated record. Lineage: Eukaryota; Metazoa; Chordata; Aves; Passeriformes; Paridae.